Messenger RNA from Aureobasidium uvarum, 636 nucleotides. Lineage: Eukaryota; Fungi; Ascomycota; Dothideomycetes; Dothideales; Saccotheciaceae. The record is from the annotation of a GenBank genome assembly.
AUGGUUUCCCAAUCCAUCCUCCUACUCGCUGCCACUGCUGGCCUCGCAUUGACAGCACCCAUUGAAACUUCCCUCGAACGUCGCGGCAACCUUCCCGAACCCGUCUCGGCCGCAACAGCAAUCCAAUACCUCUCCUCCAUCAAGGUUGCCGCCGAGUCCAACAGCCCCGCCUACGACAGAGAUCUCUUCAAGCACUGGAUCACCAUCAGCGGCGAGUGCAACACCCGUGAGACCGUUCUCAAGCGCGAUGGCACUGGUGUAGUGACUUCCUCUGCUUGCGCCGCUACGUCUGGCUCUUGGUACUCUGAUUAUGAUGGCAAGACGUGGACAGCGGCCGCGGAUGUGGACAUUGAUCACUUGGUUCCGCUGAAGGAGGCUUGGGUUUCAGGAGCCAAGGAUUGGACGAACGACAGGAGACAGCAGUUUGCUAAUGAUCUUACUCGUCCUCAGUUGUUGGCUGUUACCGAUAGUCUCAACCAAGCCAAGGGCGACCAAGAUCUUGCAGAGUGGCUUCCUCCCCGUGUUGCAUACCAAUGCGAGUAUGUCCGUGCUUGGGUACAGGUCAAGUACUACUACGGCUUGACCAUGGAUAGCGCCGAGAAGGCUGCCGCCAGCAAAGUCUUAACUGGCUGCUAA